Molecule: messenger RNA, 870 nt
Organism: Ixodes scapularis (black-legged tick)
Lineage: Eukaryota; Metazoa; Arthropoda; Arachnida; Ixodida; Ixodidae
Exons: 1
Source: RefSeq, a predicted model, not a curated record
AUGACGUCAGAGAGCAUUUCCCGGUGGCGGUGCGGGACGUGCAAGCUGCAUGCAAAGCGCCAGUCUGUGUCUCCUGAGGAAUCGGGGUGUGUGUCAGGACAGGGAUCCCAGGAGGGGAGCCUUGGAAACCUAGUGCAACAGAACGAUGCUAUCAAUCGUAAACUGACUGCCCUCUUGAUUAGAAUCAACGCAAUUGAAACGUCGCUGGAGAUUCAGACUGGAAAAGGUGGUGAGUUGAGGGCUAAGAUUGAAAAUCAAGGGAGGACGAUUGAGGGCAUUGAAGAAUCUAUGAAUAACCAGUCAGCAAGGCACCAAGAGCUGAUGACUAGACUGGACAGCCAAGACAAAACAAUUAAGGGUCUAGAGCAGAAGGUGAAUCAAUUAGAAGAGAAAAUAACUCAAAGGGACGAAGAAAUCUGGGCACUAAGAAAGGCCGUCGAAAAUGCGGAACAAUAUUCCCGAAGGCAGAACAUCGAAAUUCACGGAGUCACUCAACAACCCAACGAAAGCCUGUUAGGGGUAAUUAACGACAUUGCUACUAAGCUAGGCGUGCCACAACUCGCAACCACUGACGUUGAGGCUGCCCACAGACUAAGAGCAAAGGAAGGUAGACCAGCACCCAUACUGGUGAGGUUCACUGAGGGGCGCACGAGAGACGUUUGGGCAAAAAAACGAGUUAGUCUUAGGAGCGAAAACAUUUACAUUAAUGAAAACUUAACCCGAGCAAUGAAGAAUUUGUUGUGGACAACAAAGGCAUGUGCCAGAGAAAAAAACUACAAGUAUACAUGGGUAAAAAAUGGAAAGAUUUUUGUGAGACAGAACGAGGGUGCCGCAGUAAUUCAGAUUGAGAGCGAAAGAGAUUUCGCCAAA